UAUUGAGAGGGAGAGAUCAACGCUAGAAGGAGAUGGCACUCUCUAAUUGUUUCUGUUGGCAUGUAAAAUAGUCGUCACCUUAUUACUAAAUACAUCUUGUUCGGACCCUCCGAAAUAUACCGUAUAAAAUACUACAGUUCGCCUUAGAAAUAUACCGAAAAGCAAAGGCAAGAAACAGCAAACAAGCGACACACAAAUUAAAUUUGAUUUAAUCCGAAUGCUCGAAAACUAUAAUUAGAAGCAACUAAAAUAUGGUCGAUCCGAAUCGGAAAAUCAAUCGUCUGCCCGAAAAGGAUCACUUUCUGGAGGAAUGCGAGGCGGAGUUCGGCUCGCGCUACACAGAAGACGAUGAGGAGUUUAUGGCACACUGCAGCAAGCCAGUGCCCGGGCCGCCAAUUGUCGAGAACUGGAUGAGCGGUGGCGGAGGAGGAGGCGGCGGUGGUGGCGGCGGCGGCGGAGGAUACUCUGGUAACAAUCGAUACAAUGGCAAUCGCAGAGGAGGCGGAGAUCGUGGCUGGCAGCGGCGUGAAGGCGGAUAUCAUCAUAAUAACCAUGACAGGGGGGGAUUCAGAGACAAUCACAAUCGGAAUCGGAACAGAUACGAUCCCUAUCAGCGCAGAGAUCGUGGCCAUGGUGGUGGCGGCGGCGGGGAUGAGCACCAUGGUGGCGGUGGCCACAAGCGCUUCUUCGAUCAAAGACCUUCGCGCAACGACUCCCAGGGCAGGGAUCAGCCCCCGAUCAAGGUUCGACGCGACUAUGGUAACUUUGUGCCUGCAUCCAAGGAUUAGCAAUCAAAACUAUAUUAAGUGUUCUCCUCAAUGUUUGAUGUUUGAUCAAUUAUACACACACAUAAAAUAUACAUAUAUUUAAUUCAUUUUGCUUAACG
This is a messenger RNA of Drosophila obscura, 886 nucleotides long. RefSeq names its product RNA-binding protein cabeza. Gene Ontology annotation, biological process: RNA 5'-cap (guanine-N7)-methylation. The coding region runs from base 252 to 788 and encodes 178 amino acids. The record is from RefSeq and is a predicted model, not a curated record. The transcript has 3 exons. Gene Ontology annotation, molecular function: RNA binding. Lineage: Eukaryota; Metazoa; Arthropoda; Insecta; Diptera; Drosophilidae.